Trichoderma harzianum CBS 226.95 is the source of this 582-nucleotide messenger RNA. RefSeq lists its product as hypothetical. The annotation marks the transcript as partial. Gene Ontology annotation, molecular function: serine-type endopeptidase activity. The transcript is spliced from 2 exons. The record is from RefSeq and is a predicted model, not a curated record. Gene Ontology annotation, biological process: proteolysis. NCBI's taxonomy places the organism in Eukaryota, Fungi, Ascomycota, Sordariomycetes, Hypocreales, Hypocreaceae.
CUGGCACAGCGAAUUGUUGAAGGCAUCUCGCUUGUCAGCAGGGACAAUGAAGAACAACCAUGGUGGCAUGCUACUGAGCCACAUGGCACCCAGAUGGCAACACUUAUUUGCUCUAUAAACCCUUUCUGCGAACUUUACGUUGUCAAAGUCGCCGAGUCAAACGCGUCUGGAAUAACGGGGCAUAAUGCUAUUGACUGGGCACGAACUAAAGGGGUAGACAUAAUAUCCCUCAGCCUCGUUACCUUCUCAGACCCGAAUAAAGACAUGGCCGCUGCUAUCCAAGCAGCCAAAAGAGAUGAUAUUGUCAUCACUUGCAGCACCGCAGAUGAGGGCAGCAUAGUUGCUCGCUCGGUGGGCGAGAAAAAAAACGACAGCGUCCUAUCAAUUGCCGCAUGUGAUAAAUGGGGUAACUUACUCCCUCAAAGUCAAAAAACGGGCUUCACAUACCAAUUCAUUGGUCAUAACGUCCAUGUCGGCCAAGUACCCUAUUUAGAAUCUGCUGAAUCUAUUGAGGGGAGCUCGGUCUCAACCGCAGUCGCUGCAGGAAUGGCUUCACUUAUUUUGGCAUGUGCUCGGAUUUCA